AUGAGCAAACGGAAAAGAAGGAAACUGGAGCAGCUGGCGCAAAAAAAUGCCAGCAAAGAAGUUCGUGCUGAAGUAUUGGAACAGCUCAAGGCGGUGAAACUCACACCGGAUCAAGCUGAACUAUUGAAGGCAUCGCAAAGCACGAGGCUUUCAAAGCGCGAGCAGAAGGCAAUGGCACAACGUCGUGCUCAACUGGGCAUUCCAUUGACUUCUGACAUGAAGGAGACCUUGCGGCGAAGACCUCGCCAGCUCAAACCCAAAGUCGAAAAUGAUGAGGACAAAACAAUCAAUUCCAUGUUGGUUUAG
This is a messenger RNA of Durusdinium trenchii, 306 nucleotides long. The record is from the annotation of a GenBank genome assembly. Lineage: Eukaryota; Dinophyceae; Suessiales; Symbiodiniaceae.